CGCACCACAACACCGACAAAACAACAAUUCCGAACCAGCAUCAUCAUACCAGAAGACAAAAUGAUUCGCGCCAGUGGAGCAGUGAUCGUCGCUUUGGUCACACUCGUGAUUUGCUGCAAUGCUGACCAUCAACAGGAACAAGAGUUAUCCGAUCAUAACUCUGCCGAGCGGUAUGAAAGCGAUUUAAAGCAACGACAAGAAUUAGAAAAUUUCUUACGUUUCUUAUUGCAACAUGAAAUUAAAAAUGAUGGAAGAUACCAUGACUACGUUACGUCUAAUUUAUUAGCUAAAGCUUUGACUGGUAAUGGACGUUCAAAUGACGGUGGAAGUAGCCUUUUAGGCAGAAGUUUGACGUAUGGCAAUAAUUUAGGAGAUUCCUCACUCCUAGGCCGCGGUAUUGGUAGAAAUAACCAAUACGCGAGGUUUGUGGAUGCUCUCGGUGGUGGCAAUUUUGUUCGCAAUUUAGAUUCUAUUGGAGGGGCAAAUCUUGUGAGGAAUUUAGACUCUAUUGGUGGCGCUAAUCUAGUCAAGAAAAAUCUUGAUCAAAUCGGUGGGCCAAAUCUCGUCAAAAGAAAUCUGGACGCUUUAGGCGGAGGAAAUUUUGUGCGUAAUCUUGAUUCAAUCGGAGGAGCUAAUUUAGUUCGAGAAGUGGACCCGCUGGUUCGUGAAGCCCAUCGAAUGGCGCAUUUGGGAAGACGAUAUGAUUAUCUCAGUCCAUAUGGCAGCCGGGCACUGCUGAGUCCUCUCGAAUAUGGGUAUUACGGUGAGGGGUUCCCCAAACGCAACUUUGAUGAAAUCGACCGGUCUAACCUCAACACUUUUGUGAAAAAACGCAACUUCGAUGAAAUUGACCUAUCAUCCAUGCCCUUCCCAUUCAAACGGUUCUACCACCUCAUGGGACCCAAUUAUCUUGACAACCCUGUAUCCAACUUGGAUAAGAAGCGCUACAGACCCGACUACCCCAUGGACGAAAUCGAUCUCUCGCCUUUCCCCAUUGGCUCCAAAAGAUCCAGCGAAUCGCAUUCUCUACGAUAGAUAAUUAUAUUCCAGUUUCAACGUCCAUCGGCUUAAAUCCCCUUAAAAAUACUUCGAUGCUUUGUAUUCUCGUUACAAUAUUUAACAAGAUCAAAUAAUGUUGCUAAGAACUUAGUUGACGUGACUAUACUUCCUUAAUACAUCAUAUUUCGAUAGAAUUAGCAGAUUAUCUUAACAAAAAAGUAUUUAAUUUGAAUUAUAUUUAUGUCAAAGUAUAUUUUUGUAAAAAACCUGUUGUAGAACAGAUAUAAUCAAAUAAACGAUAUC
This is a messenger RNA of Zerene cesonia (dogface butterfly), 1302 nucleotides long. RefSeq names its product orcokinin peptides-like (gene Ork). The coding region runs from base 61 to 1035 and encodes 324 amino acids. The record is from RefSeq and is a predicted model, not a curated record. The transcript has 8 exons. Lineage: Eukaryota; Metazoa; Arthropoda; Insecta; Lepidoptera; Pieridae.